Molecule: messenger RNA, 975 nt
Organism: Poecile atricapillus (Black-capped chickadee)
Lineage: Eukaryota; Metazoa; Chordata; Aves; Passeriformes; Paridae
Product: E3 ubiquitin-protein ligase RNF38-like
Exons: 5
Coding region: 88-975 (295 amino acids)
Source: RefSeq, a predicted model, not a curated record
CAGAGUGAAGAUAGUUCAAGUCCCAAGAGACAAUGCCUUUCUCAUUCGGUCUUUGACCAUACAACAGCAUCACCAACCGUAUCACCAAUGCAACCAUGGGAGAUGACAUCAAAUAGGCACCUUCCUUUGUCUCAGUCCAGCCAACAUCACUUGUCUGGGGAACGCUGCAGCACACCUGCACAAAGGAGGAAGAGUCCUCCUGUUCAUCAUCAGAGAGCAAGAAGGGAUCGUCUGUCUCGACACAGUUCUGUUAGCCAAGAUGAAAACUUUCACCAUCUCUCCUAUGAACAGCAGCAAGCCAUAGAAGAGUCCCAAGCCUUUAACCCUCCAAAUAUAUCCCAUCAUAUGUUGCACUCAGCUGGUCACUCAUCACAGCAGAACACAGUGAUGGUUGACAUUCGUUAUCAGAUCCAUCAGGGCGCAGUCCCCAUCUCAUACACAGUGACAACGGUGGCGCCACAUGGAAUUCCACUUUGUACAGCCCAGCACAUACAACCCUGUAGCACACAGCAGGUCCCAGGUUGUUCUGUGGUAUUCAGUGGACAGCACCUUCCUAUCUGUAGUGUGCCUCCUCCAAUGCUUCAGGCAUGCUCAGUCCAACAUCUACCAGUACCAUAUGCAGCGUUCCCACCUCUGAUUUCUAAUGACCCAUUCAUUUUGUAUCUUCUUCAUCUUUGUCCACAUCACCCAUCUCACCUGACAUCUCCAGGGCAAUUUGUUCCCUUCCAAGCACAGCAGCCACAUUCAAAAGUUAUCCGUGAGUCCUUCAUGAUGUACGGCCAAACCAUGGCCAUGUCUCCCUCGGUGUUCGUGACGAACAUGGGCCUCCGGCUCACACAGCAUUGUGCUGCUCCUUCCAAACCCCGUGACAGACAUCCGCACCGGUUUCAAGGGCCACUCUGGGGGCCAGUCGGCAAACCUGACAAUCGUGAUGUCUGCGCCAGCGUCAAGAAGCCCACGGAGGCUAAUCUCUGA